Molecule: messenger RNA, 1050 nt
Organism: Besnoitia besnoiti
Lineage: Eukaryota; Apicomplexa; Conoidasida; Eucoccidiorida; Sarcocystidae
Product: SAG-related sequence
Exons: 1
Coding region: 1-1050 (349 amino acids)
Cellular component (GO): membrane
Source: RefSeq, a predicted model, not a curated record
AUGCCGCUCUCCGUGGGAGGUCUCGUGUGCAUUUUUUUGUCUGCCGCGUCCUUGUCGUGGGAUCAUUCGGGUUGCCUGGCGCAAGGAACAAAAGUAGAUGCAACAUGCACGGGGGCAGAAGGCGUCGUGAAUUGCGUCUGUGGAAGGGAGACAGCGGCCUCAGAGUCGCCCAGCACAGCGACCCUGUCCCCACAGUUGAACACCAUCAAAGUCACCUGUGGAUCCGGUUGGAGCUUCGUCCCCUCCAAUGUCAAUGAGGUCUGCACUGGACCUGCAGAUCAGAAGACUCUGCAGGCAUGCGAAGGUUCUAAGAGGGAGGCCAAGGCGGGGGCUGCCUCUCCCAUCUUGGAAUUUAUCACGUCAACACCAACACCCUCGCCAGCCGUCCAGUGGACAAAGGCAGAUAACCAACCCAGUUCGCUAUCAUUCCCGCCCUCCAACUUCCCGUUCACCGACAAAGACUUCUUUGUGGGCUGCAAAAAUGAUAGUCAAUUCUGUGUCGUCCCUGUGAAAGUGAGUGCAAGAAAAUCUGUUCUUAGUGACAAUGUCCUCGUGUGCGCAUACGGCGCCGACAGCAACGAAGAUGUCCCUGCGGUGACCCUGAAUUCCUCCAGCAACUCGGUGACUGUAGUCUGUGGCAGCGACGGAGAGAUGACGCCUAGCAGAGAGAGUGGAAGUGCCUAUUACUGCAAGGACAGCGCGGCAGAUGGCGAGUGCACUGAACUCGCGAGCUUGUCCGAAAUCCUGCCCGGCUUCUCGAAAGACUGGUGGACAGCAAGCGCAGAUUACGAAGGCGGAGCCCGGCUUGUCAUUCCGAAGACCGGCUUUCCCGCUGAAUCGAAAACCAUUGUGCUCGGAUGCAUGGCCAAAAAGCCAAGUGCUUCCGACAUAGAAAAAAAAGCCGAAGAUGCGUCAUCCAUUCAAGCCCGUCCUGUCUGCAAGGUGAAGGUCACCCUCAGUGCUCAGACGAGCGGCUCACCAAGCACACGAUUUUCCGUGGCUAUGGCCGCCUCGGUCGGCGCAUUUUUUGGCCUUGUCGCUCUCUCCUAA